AUGUGCGGUUUUGGUUUCAUGGCUUACGGUUUUGAUUGCUGCCAUCGCUCAAUUGAUUUUCCACUAAUGCCAUCGAUUGGACAAACUGAAAUAAAAGCGAAAUGCAAAGUAUUAAAAAAAGUCGCACACACACACUCGCACACUAAAUCUUAA
Drosophila virilis is the source of this 153-nucleotide messenger RNA. RefSeq names its product ankyrin repeat and KH domain-containing protein mask. Lineage: Eukaryota; Metazoa; Arthropoda; Insecta; Diptera; Drosophilidae. The record is from RefSeq and is a predicted model, not a curated record.